GCCGGGGCGGCGGCCACGGAGGGCGGGAGCAGAGGUGUGGGGAGGAGGAGGGGAAGGCGGUGGCGGGGCGUCACGGGAGCCCGCGCUGCCAUAAAAAGGCUGGGCGCGGCAGAGCGGCGCAUCUCUCUUGCCCUCAGCUACAGCAGCCCGAGCACCAUCACCAGCGCAACCCGCGGUGGGACAGCAGCGGACGGGCUAUGGGGACGGCGCUGGCGGUUCGGCUCGGUCUGGGGCUCCUGCUCCUGGCCCUCCUCCUACCCACGCAGAUCUACUGCAAUACCAAUGGAACAAGUCCAACACCUUCAAACAAUUCUUCAAGUUCCAUUUCUCUGUCAACUGUCACAAAUUCAGUGAACAAUACCACUGCUCAGGGACAUGGAAAUUCCCUUCACUCAGCCACAAGUCUUCUUUUCAUUCUUUCAGUUUCUCUUCUGUAUUUUUGCUGUUAAGAGACUCUGGCAUGGAAAUGGCUACCACUCCCCACCCAGUUUCCUGAAGCCAUCUGAGAUGGCAAGAUCUCCAGCCCAGCAUGAAAAUAAAUCAGUCCAAACUCUACAUCAAACCAGCUUGGUUCCACUCCAUACUCAAAUUAGUACCAGUCUGACCUAGAGAAGCACUCAGUAUUCUGACUUUCCAAAGCAGACCGACUUCAGCAAGGAGGUAAAAUGAUGAGCUCUUUCCCCAGAUGUGCUGGAAUUUGAGAAACAAGAUGGAAACAAAAAGAAACAGUAUUGACAACCCCUGAUUUAAAGCUGAGAAGAAAUGCAGUGUCAUAAUAAGGAUGGAUGAUAACACUCUAAGAAAAAAGGAUAGAGGGUUUAUCUACCAUUUAGAAUAAGGACUUAAAGAGAUUUUUUUUCCCCCAUUUAAAUUAAUUAAAGCCAGCCGGCUCAGAGAACCAGUAGAAAAAGCUCGAGUGGUUCUGUUUCUUGCAUAGCCUAUACAGUUACAACCUAUGGAUACUAGGAUGUACACAAAAGAAACAAAAUAUCACUGAAAAUGGAUUUCUUCUAGAUUUAAUUUGUAUUAAACUGUUACAAGGCUAAAAUAGAUAACCAAAUUUUUGUAAGAAUUCUCUUAUUUAACUUCUGAGUUCUAACCAAAUGGCUAGCCAGGCAGGGCUAGUUUUGAAAUGGCUAAAACCCACCAGUUCUCAUAAGAGUUGAAUUAUUUAUGGUGGGAAUUUGAAUUUGAUGUUUUAUUUAAAUUGAUUGUAUAUUAAACCAUAUGUGCCAGCAGGUGUGGAAACAUUUGGAAAGUACCAGGAGCUUUUUGUAAAUGAAGUUCAGAAAAAGAAGUCAAGGGACAGCCAUCUCCUCUUUCCCCUACUUCUCCUCCCAGGUUCUACAAGUUGUAUAAGUUCUUUUUGCUCCUGGAACUUUCCCUAAUUAUGAAGGAUUUAUGGAAUCUUUUGAGUAAUGUUUUAGUGCUGCUUGGUUUCUUUCUUUUUUUGGCACAAGGUGAAUAACUUACUGUUUGUUUUUUUUCUGAAGAGUUUUAAUUGUGAUAGUUUACUUUAAACAUGGGCUAAUAUUUGCGGUGGGGAGAAGGAAUGGGGAGAGGAGAGCAAAACGCCAAAAAUAAGAAAUUAAAUGAUCAGGUGUUGGAAUACGAAGACUGGAGUCUUAAUCAUUGAAUUUAAAAGUUACCUUUGUAAAUACUACUUUUUUAAAAUUUUCUGAGUCAAAAUUGCUACACUUGCACAGAUUGUUUCUGUAUCAUCCAACACUUUAGGUAAUAGUAUCUGGUAUUUGAUCAAAGCAAGCUUUGUUGAGGAGGUUUGACUACCUUGAUAAUACCUUGUCAGAAAAAAAGAUAAUGUUGAUAUGAUCACAUGUGACUAUUCAGGGUCAUAUCACUGUAUAGAUAUUUAUCUCAGUAUAAGAUCAUGUCAAACAUGAGUGGCUCUCUAAUUUUUUUAAUAUACAUCUGUCUUUCAGUCACAUUACCACCAAUCCAGAGUACCAUAUAUUAAUAGCAAACUAACACAAAUUCAUGCCAGUGAGUGUAUGUGGACAUUUCCUUAUGCUUAUCAUUUGUAUCCAGUAAAAUGUUAAUGAUUGUAUUUUUGUGUUUGUGUAAUUAUGCUUUGAUUUAUUAGCUACUGAUUUUCAUUGGAAAAAAACCCAACUGUAAACAGUGGACAGGCAUUCUAGAUGCACUUCCAGACUCUUCUACAGAAACUUGUAAUUUGCCUGCAUAAAGUGAAUGAACUGUUAAGCAAGACUGUAUAUGUGAUUAAAAACCUCAAGUUGUAGAAAA
Molecule: messenger RNA, 2262 nt
Organism: Columba livia (rock pigeon)
Lineage: Eukaryota; Metazoa; Chordata; Aves; Columbiformes; Columbidae
Gene: CD24
Product: CD24 molecule
Exons: 2
Coding region: 198-449 (83 amino acids)
Biological process (GO): regulation of cell-cell adhesion; cell activation; cell adhesion
Cellular component (GO): membrane raft; external side of plasma membrane
Molecular function (GO): protein tyrosine kinase activator activity
Source: RefSeq, a predicted model, not a curated record